AUGUGUCGCACGGUUCACGCAGUCCUACAAACCGUAAUAUGCGGUAUCCAAAUGCUCGUUCGUGUCUUUAUGACCAUCAUAUUAAUGAUAGAGAACUUGAUACGGAUGAUCCUGCAGACAAUGUACAACUUCAUAUCAUUUCUGCUUCAAAUGAUUUCGUUAAUACCAAUAUGUGCAGUGUUCAUGUUGACAGCGAGACUCAAAUGUUUCAUGUGUGGGGGAGGAGGACCGUGCCCAGUCAACAGAGGAGGCGCCUGCGACUGUAUCAUGUCUGCUUUAGCUAUCAUCAUCCUGUUCUUCAUCUUCCGGGCCACCGGAGUCCUUGACAAAAUCUUCUAUAGUAUAGGCUAUAUAAAGACAAAGAGUACAGAACUUAGAUUCGUUCCUACCCCCGGAGAUAUAACUGAAUGUUCACGAAAUGAUACAGAUUACACUGAUACCGAUGAAAUAACAGAUGCUCCGUGGCUGACUAUGGAAUCCACGGUUUUUUAUGAUGUAGUUACUAUAGCUACAUCCAGAGUCGAAGUAAAGCCACUGAAAGAAAAUGAAGAUGAUAUACCUGAACCGAAACCCCAACCGGAAACACCAACGCCAACAAAUUACUAUCUUAUGAUCAAAAAAUUGAUGAGAGCGCAAACACCUACAAUGAGCAAAAAUUGGACUACCAUUAUAUCCUAUAUUGAAGAAUGA
Molecule: messenger RNA, 690 nt
Organism: Pieris macdunnoughi
Lineage: Eukaryota; Metazoa; Arthropoda; Insecta; Lepidoptera; Pieridae
Source: the annotation of a GenBank genome assembly